AUGCAUAUCAACUCCCUCCUCAUCCCCCUCCUCGCCGCCGCAACCCAAACCUUAGCCCUCGGCAAAGCAACAGUCGUAAAUAACUGCGCAACCGAAGUCUCCGUCUGGUCCGUCGGCGGCGACGUCCGCGCCGCCGGACCCUUGGCCGCAAAGGGCGGCUCCUACAGCGAGACCUUCGCCCGGGACCCGACCACCGGCGGCCGGGCCCUCAAGAUCACCCGCGCGCGCGACGGCCUGUACACGGGCGCGCCGCAGCUCGUGUACGCGUAUAACCUGGAUGGUGCGGGAGUGUGGUAUGAUUUGAGCACCGUUUUCGGGGACGGGUUCAAGGGGAACAAGAUUGUUGUGGCGAGUCGGCUUACGAGCUGUCCUGCUAUCGUGUGGGAGGGUGGUGUUAGUCCUGGAGGCAGUCAGGUUAAGACUGGGGAGGAGGAGGGUGGUCUCGAUGAGGGGUGA
Messenger RNA from Colletotrichum fioriniae, 456 nucleotides. RefSeq lists its product as uncharacterized. The record is from RefSeq and is a predicted model, not a curated record. Lineage: Eukaryota; Fungi; Ascomycota; Sordariomycetes; Glomerellales; Glomerellaceae.